AUGGCAGAUUACUCAUCACCUCAACAGCAAUCUCAACAAAAUGCGGACGACUAUAUUCCUCCACCACCUCCUCCUCUCAACAGCAUCCCUCCCCCUUCUUCAGCCUCAGUAGGAAGAGCUCGUUCUCCAAGUGGACGUGAUAGAUCAUUAUCGCCAUCUCACCGUUCUUCCAGCAACAGCAGAUACUAUGAUGAAAGACGCUCUUACCGCGAUGAUGACCGCUAUGCUAGUGGCGGAAGAGACAGAUACGAAUCCUAUCCUCGUCGUGAUUACUACGAUAGCAGAGACCGUUAUGACCGAGGUGACAGAUACGAUCGUUAUGAUAGAUAUGACCAAAGAGACCGUUACGACCACAGAGAUCGCUAUGACCGUUAUGAUGACAGAAGAGGUGGUGGACGUUAUCCCCCUAAAUCAAGACCAAGAAGACCUGUUGACAGAGGAAGCGAGCAAGAGAGAAAGACCACGACUACCAUCUACGCAGGAAACCUUCCUUAUGAUUUCAUUGAACGCGAUGUUGCCACCAUGUUUGAACGUUACGGUCGUUUGAAGACCAUCACCGUACCUAUGGAUGCUGUCACCAACAAAAAUAAGGGUUUUGCCUUUGUUGAAUUCGAGGAUCGUCGUGAUGCUGAAGAUGCUUUUGAAAAGUUUGAUGGAUUCAGCGUCGAAGGCCGUCGCUUGAGACUUGAUUGGGAUAUUGGACUUUCCAAGAAGGACGAACAUCGUCCUCCUAGACGUGCACCAGGUGGACCUCCAGCUCCUCCUAUUGACGAUCAUCGUGAGCGCUCCAUGCCUGAUUCUUACUCUGCUCCUCCUCCACCUCCUCCCCCAAUGGACUCUCGUGCAUACAGACGCGAAUCACCUGAACCUUACCGCCGAUAA
Mucor velutinosus is the source of this 882-nucleotide messenger RNA. RefSeq lists its product as uncharacterized. The record is from RefSeq and is a predicted model, not a curated record. Gene Ontology annotation, biological process: positive regulation of mRNA splicing, via spliceosome. Gene Ontology annotation, molecular function: RNA binding. Lineage: Eukaryota; Fungi; Mucoromycota; Mucoromycetes; Mucorales; Mucoraceae. The coding region runs from base 1 to 882 and encodes 293 amino acids. The transcript is spliced from 4 exons. Gene Ontology annotation, cellular component: spliceosomal complex.